Messenger RNA from Coregonus clupeaformis (lake whitefish), 6986 nucleotides. Its product is annotated as membrane-associated phosphatidylinositol transfer protein 2. Gene Ontology annotation, molecular function: phosphatidylinositol binding; phosphatidylcholine binding; phosphatidylinositol transfer activity. The transcript has 24 exons. Gene Ontology annotation, biological process: phospholipid transport. Gene Ontology annotation, cellular component: cytoplasm. Bases 719 to 4498 code for a protein of 1259 amino acids. The record is from RefSeq and is a predicted model, not a curated record. Lineage: Eukaryota; Metazoa; Chordata; Actinopteri; Salmoniformes; Salmonidae.
UACAGCAGGGACAUCUAGUGGAUCUAACCAGCUGUAUACAGCAGGGACAUCUAGUGGAUCUAACCAGCUGUAUACAGCAGGGACAUCUAGUGGAUCUAACCAGCUGUAUACAGCAGGGACAUCUAGUGGAUCUAACCAGCUGUAUACAGCAGGGACAUCUAGUGGAUCUAACCAGCUGUAUACAGCAGGGACAUCUAGUGGAUCUAACCAGCUGUAUACAGCAGGGACAUCUAGUGGAUCUAACCAGCUGUAUACAGCAGGGACAUCUAGUGGAUCUAACCAGCUGUAUACAGCAGGGACAUCUAGUGGAUCUAACCAGCUGUAUACAGCAGGGACAUCUAGUGGAUCUAACCAGCUGUAUACAGCAGGGACAUCUAGUGGAUCUAACCAGCUGUAUACAGCAGGGACAUCUAGUGGAUCUAACCAGCUGUAUACAGCAGGGACAUCUAGUGGAUCUAACCAGCUGUAUACAGCAGGGACAUCUAGUGGAUCUAACCAGCUGUAUACAGCAGGGACAUCUAGUGGAUCUAACCAGCUGUACUAUUGUCCCUCUAAUGGUUUCAAAGACCCCAUUGAUAUCGUGAAGGACUACAUUGCGCCCCAUGAGUACCUGGUUGAGGAGGACCCUAAGCUGUACGUAUCGGAGAAAACCCAGCGAGGACCGCUGACUGACGACUGGAUCGAACUGAUCAACCAGAACCCGACCCAGAACCCGGUCAUGUGUGCCUACAAGCUCUGCAAGGUGGAGUUCAGAUACUGGGGCAUGCAGUCCAAGAUAGAACGCUUCAUACACGAUGUUGGCUUGCGUAAGGUGAUGGUGCGUGCCCACCGGCAGGCGUGGUGCUGGCAGGAUGAGUGGUACGGUCUGACCAUAGAGGACAUCAGACAGCUGGAGCUGGAGACCCAGCUUGCCCUGGCCAGGAAGAUGGCCCAGUACAGCCUCAGUGACACCGAGGAUGGGGCAGCAGAGGCCAACAGGACCCCCGCCACACCCGACCGGGACCUGGGGAAGGGGGGAGAGGUGGAGGGAGGAGGGGUAGGGCUGGGAGAUAUGUUACAAACACGUGGAGAGCUCACCAAGCAGUGGUCGACUUCGUCCAGGUCGUCUAAUAGAUCCUCGAAGAGAGGAGGAAGUCCCAUCCACCAGAACAUCUCAGAGUGGCGGAUGCAGAGUAUCGCUCGUGACUCGGAGGACAGCACUGACGACGAGUUCUUUGACGCUCACGAGGACUUCUCUGGAGAUGAGGAGAUGUUAUUACAUGCCAAGGAGAUGAACAAGUGGAGUUCCAAUGACCUGAUGGACAAGAUAGAGACUACAGAGACAGACGAUGGCCAGGAGAGCCUGUAUCAGGAGUCGGGUGAAGAGUAUGCAGUGACCAGUAGUGAGGAGCGACUCCUUGAGGAUGGGUCGUCUCAGCAGUGUCUGACGCCCUCCAAGAUCCACGUUCUGGUUCUGGUCCUUCACGGGGGUAACAUCCUAGACACUGGAGCAGGUGAGCCAAGUAGUAAGCAGGCUGACGUCAACACUCUGAGCGGAGCGUUUGAGACAGUGAUGAGGGUGCAUUACCCAGCAGCCUUAGGACGCAUUGCCAUUCGCAUGGUCCCCUGCCCGGCGGUGUGUGCCGACGCCUUUUCACAGGUUUCCAAUCUCAGUCCCUAUAGUUAUGAUGAGGGCUGCCUCUCCAACAGUCAGGACCACAUCCCUCUGGCUGCACUGCCUCUAUUGGCCACUUCCGCUCCGCAGUACCAGGACGCCGUGGCAACCGUCAUCCAACGAGCCAAUCAGGUGUAUGGAGACUUUAUCAGGUCCUUGGAAGGGGCAUCCUUCUCCGGACAGGUGUGUGUGAUCGGGGACUGUGUAGGUGGCAUCCUAGGGUUUGAUGCGCUGUGCAGCAGUAACGUCACCGUCUCAGAAAGCCAGAACAGCAGCAGACGAGGCAGCACCGUCAGCGUACAGGACACAGACCUCCUCUCCCCAGGCAUCAUAAUAAACAGUGUCUCUCCGUCCUCUCCGUCUUCUCCGACUCUGGAGGGCAGUCGCCAUCUUAGUCGCAGUAACAUCGACAUCCCUCGCAGCUCAGGGCCUGACGACCCCAAGAGAAUGCUUCCUCGCAAACGCAGCGACUCCUCCACCUACGAACUAGACACCAUUAAACACCACCAGGCAUUCCUGUCCAGUCUUCACAGCAGUGUAUUGAGAACAGACCCGGGUUCAAGGCGCUCCAGCGGCAGUACCAUGCCAGACGGAGGGAGGCUGGACUUCGAGGUGGCAGAUUUCUUCCUUUUUGGUUCACCUCUGGGGCUGGUGCUGGCACUGAGGAAGACUGUGGUGCCGUCCAUAGAUGUCUCAUCAUUGCGUCCGGCCUGUCAGCAGCUGUAUAACCUGUUUCAUCCAGCGGACCCCUCUGCCUCCCGCCUGGAGCCCCUUCUAGAGAAGAGGUUUCACCAGCUGCCCCCCUUCUGUGUCCCCCGAUACCAACGCUUCCCUCUGGGGGACGGACAUUCGGCUCUGCUGGUGGAGACUAUGCAGAGUAACCCCCAUCUCCUGUUGGAGUCAGUACCCCUGUCAGUACCCCUGUCAGUACCCCUGCGUUGCCAGGAGGGGGGCGUCAGUGAGACCUCCAUCCCAGUCCCUGUACUCAGCUGGCCCCAACAGGCCUCACAGCUCAACGACACGGAUGUGCUCCACUCCCACUGUGGUGUGUUUGUGGACAGCCAGUACCCGUCCUCCCCGCUGACCGGACCCCCCCACCCCAGGGGCCCCCGUAGGUCCAGCGAGGCCAGCAUCGCUAGCCAGGUGUCAGGCAUGGCCGACUCAUACACCGCCUCCAACAUCGCCAACACUACUAAACGCUAUAGCAGUCCGUCUAAGAAGCUGGGGCUCCUCUCCCAGCUAGCUCUUUCUAAACUCCCAUUGAGGAGCCCCUCUCCACGAGCCAGGAAGAAGAUACAACCCUUCCUUACUCUCAGACGCACCGACUCAGAGCAGGGUGACGUUGAUGUCACCUCUGACGUCACUUCCUCUGAUGUCUCCUCAGACCUGCCCUCUGACUUCACUGAUGUCACCUCUGAUGUCACUUCUGACAUCACCGAUACGAACUCUGACCCUCCGUCGCCAGACACACUGAUGGACAUAGAGCAAGUUGCGUCUCGGUGGUGGGGCAAUAAGCGGAUGGACUUUGCCCUGUACUGUCCUGAUGCCCUCACAGCCUUCCCCACUGUAGCCCUGCCUCACCUUUUCCAUGCUUCAUACUGGGAGUCCACUGACGUCGUCUCCUUCCUACUCAGACAGGUUAUGAGGCAUGAGAACUCUAGUAUUCUGGAGCUGGAUGGUAAAGAGGUGACAGAGUUCAAGCCUUCUAAACCCAGAGAGAAAUGGCUCCGCAAGAGGACACACGUCAAGAUCAGGAAUGUUACGGCCAACCACCGUGUGAAUGAUGCUGUGUUCACCGAGGAUGGAACACAGCUGGUGAUGGGACGCUUCAUGUACGGACCUCUGGACAUGGUCACUCUCACUGGGGAGAAGAUUGACAUCCACAUCAUGACCCAGCCCCCCUCAGGAGAGUGGGUGUACUUCGACACCGAGCUGACCAAUAGCAGCGGACGCAUCUCCUAUGUCAUCCCAGAGAGCAAGAGGCUCGGCAUUGGAGUUUAUCCUGUCAAACUGGUCGUCAGGGGUGACCAUACGUCUGCGGACAGCUACCUGACGGUGUUGCCGCGGGGAACAGAGUUUGUAGUGUUCAGUAUCGACGGCUCGUUUGCUGCCAGUGUGUCCAUCAUGGGCAGCGACCCCAAGGUCAGGGCUGGAGCUGUAGACGUGGUCAGACACUGGCAGGACAUGGGCUAUCUGAUAGUGUAUGUGACGGGGCGUCCAGACAUGCAGAAGCAGCGUGUGGUGGCCUGGCUGUCUCAGCAUAACUUCCCUCAUGGCAUCGUGUCCUUCUGUGACGGCCUGGUCCACGACCCACUCAGACACAAGGCCAACUUCCUCAAGGCCCUCAUCUGUGAGGCCCAUAUGAAGAUCUUUGCUGCGUACGGCUCUACUAAGGACAUUUCAGUAUACUCCUCAAUAGGCCUGCCCCCAUCACACAUCUACAUAGUGGGGCGGCCCACCAAGAAGAUGUCCAGCCAGUGUCAGUUCAUCCCAGAUGGCUAUGCGUCCCAUCUCUCCCAGCUGGAGUACAGUCAGAGGUCUCGUCCCGCCAAGACCGCCAGCGCCUGUAUUGUCCUCCGUAAGGGAAGCUUCGGACUGGGCGCCGCCGGGGGAGACUACCUCCGCAAGCGCAACCACAUCCUGCGCACCAUCAACCCAACUGGGGGAGCGGGUUCUAGCUCCUCUGGCCAAUCAGGGCGCACGGAACGCACGCUGAGCCAAUGUGAGGUGGAGAGGGAGAAAGCAGGAGCGGGGACCCAGAGGAGUAUGAGUAUAGCAGCUGGGUGUUGGGGCCGCACCGGGAGCACCAAGGAAGAGUCAGGAGGAUUACUCAGCCCCAAGUAGGGCUCACCCGACUGGGCUACAGGGGGGGGGACCCUGCCUGACUGGACCUGAGCACCAUGAUCUCUGGACUGGCCCUGAGAGAGGAGGAAAUAUGGUUAAGAGAGAGAUAAAGGAAAUUAUAGGAUGAAAGAGGGGAGGGAUAGGGUUAACUGAGGGAUGGAAAGUGAGAGGGAGAGGGAGGGAAAAGGGCAGAGAGAGGGGAAGAAGCAGGGUGUCUGGGGAAAUGGAUAUAAAGCCAGAAAGAUGGGAGGUGCUCUAACUUUGAUGUAAAUGAUCUAAAGACAUUUCUACUGUAUCAUGAGAGUCUCACAGUCAAGACUUUUAUAUUACCUACCUUGGCCACUAAAAGAAAAGAACUGGAAGGAAAACUAAAUGACAAACAAACUAUCGUAAGCCUUAAUCGUUGCCCCCUGGGGGCCUGGAGUGCACACCCUCAUCCGAAGAAUGGUUGAAUUUACUCUCUGCACCUAGAGGACAAUGGGAAUUCACACACACCCCAGCUCAGGACAGGCCCGGACAGUGGAGCCACCAAAAGAAGGGUCAAUGGUGACCUGGAGGUCAGGGUGGUCAGUGUGUAGCCAUGGCAACAAGCCAACAACUUCACCUCUGAUUUCACCUCCCUUUAUCGCCACUGAGAUACUGUCAACAAAGAAGCACCUUUACCCUAAAGAAAGAGCGAGGGAAGAGGAGAAGAAAGAGGGAGAGGGGUAAAUGGAAAGAGGGUGGAUACCGAGAGAUGCAAGGCAAAAGGGAGGGAGGGGCAAGGUUAUGGAUGAGGUGUAUAAUUUCCCUCUAGUCUCUGUUCCUGGAGUAUUUCUCUCUACUGUUUUCAGUGUGGUACUACACAGUGAUUUGUACUGUCAACAUUGGCUCUGCUCCAGUCCUUUUCUGUCAAUAACAGAGUAGCUACAGUACAGUACCAUGUGUCUCAGUAUGGCCUGUGGGCCGUCCCAGGCCUUAAACACCAACGACAUGUUUAUGAGUCAGACUCUGAAGGAACCCAGGACUGAGCUAAACAAGACUUGGCUUUGAUAUAACAGAAGACAUAAGUGACACUUUUAAACUCUGUGCAGACAGAGUACAGCAACAAUCCCUUUACCAGACCAUCUGCUUGCAAUACCUUUGAGCCACCAGUGGUGGACAUUGUCGCUCUCCUGCCCAAAUUUACCAUAAGCAUGAUGCUGUUGGUAUUCAUUCAGUUCAUCCUGCGGCGCCCCCUAGCGCUCAACCUUUGUCAUUACACACCAUCCAGUGACCACUGGACUUCCCUAUGAUACUCUGAGGAGUGAGGUCUUUCAUUUUUGAGGGAUGGGAUUAAUGCUAUUCAUUAGACAUUACUACAUUGCAGUCUGGAUAAAGACAUGCUUUGAUUACACUUUAUUUUACUGUUCCCCUAUCCUGUUUUACUUGGUAGUAAUACCUCACGAUAGACACCAUCUGAUACCAAGUUGUUUCAAAUUGUGAUUACUUAUCUGAAGUACCAGAGAAUAUACAAUGUUAUUCCUUAGCAAAUACCAGCUGUUAUAGGACUGUAAAAUAAAGUGUUACUGAUACCUUUACUUAAUCUAUGGCAACCUGUACACAAAAUGAAAGAUGAACACCUAACGGAGAAGCAGUAGUAGUGUUGGCACCCUUUUCUCUCAUAUUGUCCUGUUUUCUGGCUCCUACUGGUUAGCUAUUGAUAUGAGAGAGUGUUGCUUUAUUAUCGACUUCUAUUAUAUUCCCAUUACUAAUCACACAAGCCAACACAUGGCCAAAACACCAAUCUCUCUCUAACGGUUGCAGUAGCUCAACCUGUUCAACCUCGUUGUUUUUAGCACUAGUUUAUGGUGGAGAAUCUAGUUACCAUCUCAUGUAGCUACAUAUUGUUACCUUUGUAGUGCAUGAUAUAAUAACUAUUAAUUAUUGCAGGGUAUGUGUGCUACAGCAGUACUUACGCUCGUGUACAUUCUUCUUCUUCAUUACUGAAUAAUGUAAUUAAUGUGCCAAAAACAAGACAGUUGUUGGUUGGGUGUGGAAAGCUAAUGUACCAGGCUAUAUCCAACCUUUCCUUUGUGUUGUGUGUGGUGAGAUGAGUUGGAGCUUGUUGCAUUGAGAGCAUGACGUCGUGGCUUUAACUGAAAGGCUGUACUGUUCUAUACUGUAUUUUAAAGAUGUAAAUCAGAUUAGAGAUAUGAAUUGUAGAUCUUUUUUAAUCCAAUAUAUUGUCCAUAUCUAAGUAAAGGACAUAAUUGCUGAUAUAGAAUGUGGUUAUGGUUAUACUUAUGACUUGAGCGCUUGUAAGCUCUAGCAUGUUGCUUUGAUUCUAGGGACAUGCUACUAUUGUCAACUACAGUAGGGUGGCAGGUAGCCUAGCGGUUAGAGUAUUGGAACAUUAACCGAAACGUUGCUUGUUCGAAUACCUGGGCCGACAAAGUUUAAAAAAAAUCUGUUUAUAGUGCAUUCGGAAAGUAUUCAGACCCCUUGACUUUUUCCACAUUUUGUUUAG